ACGGCAGCACUAUCCGCAGAGAACAUGUUAAUAGUUUUUCUUUUAAAUCUUCAUUGAAUCAUGCGAUUAAACACGGUGAAGAUUGCGCUGGAUCAUUUAUACUACUCGCAACCGUACGGCAAGUCGUUCGCAGUGGAUGUGGUGCGAGGUAACGUGAUUCAGCGGGGAUAUGUUACGGAUACAACUCAGACUGGGCUUAUCAUCGACUUCCAUCACGAUGGCUUGUCAGCAACGGAACUGAUCGACUUCUCCUGUAUCCGCGCUUUACCAGCCAAAAAACACUCCGCUCUCCGUUACCUUAAGCCACCGGAAAAGAACUCCGAGGUUGAAGUACUGAUUCGGAGCGCAGUGGACCAACCGCUGACCUGGGAAAAGGCCGUUUUUAUAGCAACAGUACCUGAUUAUGGCUUUGGCAACAAGUCGGCCUCCAUUGAAGGUGAACAGUUUGCCUUGGUCCGACUCCGUUCCCGAAAUCCGUUUUCCUUGGCCGCCGUAAUCAAUCUGUAUUACCCACAAGCCGCCAGCGACAUACGUAUCCGUCAGAAGCGACUCUGGCAAACCGUCACGCCGGAGACCUUUUACAAAGUGAUAGUGCCGCACGCGUCCUGCCAGAAGGCCGAUUGUCCGUUCCCACGGUCUCAACUGCUUUAUUAUAUGAAACAGCCAGACACGGGAUUCAAGUUGAUCUGGCUCGUAAUGACCGGAACGCUUAUUGUGGCUGCGGACGAUAUGAAUGUCACUGUGGUGUGCCGCCAGAAGGCUAAACGACUGUCCAAUAAAAUCCAUCGAUUGGUGUUUCAUCUAUACGACAGCUUUGUCGAGCGAUAUUGUGGAAGCUACGCUAUGGCUUUGCGUACGCAAAAACUGUACCAGCGAAGAAGUAUUGCUUUAGGCCAAAACAGUUCAACAGGAGACUCCACACGUCUGGAGACAUGGUUUACAAAGACCAAUCAAAAACUGUGGCACUACGACGACUGGCUGAAUACGAAACCCAAGGACAUUGGCAUAGUUGAGCCUCACGAGGCGUUUCCAACACAGAUACAGACUCUUCCGAAUAUCGUAUUGCUGGAGGUGCUAACAAAUUUGGACAGAUUAACCCAGAGAGAUCUCCAACGCGUUUGCCGGAAAUGGUUUAACCUUCAGUCAAGCCCCAUGACAGACAAGUUAUUGAUCCUGGAUGAUCCGGGCAGCUUUGUCCAAGAUCACAAUCACCUAGUGUACUUGGCUAAUGGAUUUCUGAACUACACCGCAGUUUCAACACGAAGUGUGCUGGUGAAACACCUUGCCGCCAGCCAAAGCUACACGAUCAUGCUGUUAACCACAGAAAUGCAGCUGCACUUAGAUCAUUACCUGUCCUAUCGCAGUGAUGUGCCCUAUCGCAGCCAUACCGGCUACCUGGAGGCUGAACUAGCGCUGUACCCCGAAGUCAACAAUUUGCACCUGUACUGCACCAUGGACUUGGAGAACUCCCAGCGACUAACAUUAGAAAUAAUUCUGGCAACACCGGACGAAAUAAAACGGCUGAUAAGUAAUCCGGACGGUGGCUGGACUUACUGCUGCACCACGGGAACCAUGACUGACACCGUUAAGGGAGUUUCGCUGGUGCUAGACGCGCUAAACCUCCGCUGCUACAAGCACGGCAAGUUACCCGAAGCCGUCAACUGCGGCAACUUUUGGCGGUGGAACGAUGGUAAAAAAUUAAAAGAGGGUUUGCAGUGUUGGCCCCUCAGUCCAGCCGUGCUGGAUGCCUUAGCGAAGGGAUUUGGGGAUUACAGUCCGCAAAACGAAGUACGGACAUGUUGUUGGGUAACAGGAUUUCAGCCAGACAUUUUGAAAGUGCUCAUCCGGAAACCCCGAACGGUGGGAGCAGAUCACUUUAGUUUAUGCGGCGUGGAGAGUUGGUUUCGAUUUACCCUCAGUGGAACGGCCGAUAAGAAGCAAGCACUUGAGCAACGGACUGAAACGCCUGAAUGUAUUGAUUGGGAGUUUAGUUUUCGCACAAACUGCUGCAUCAUUUGAAUACUGCUGUUGUGAUUCACAUGCGAUAUGCUUUCUAGCUACUGAUUCUUAAGGACGCUAUAUACCAUCAUUAAUAUUUCUAUCUGAUAUGCUUAAAUGCCUGUUAUUUACAAAUGAUACUGAUGCUUUUCGCUUUUUUUGCACACAUUCGAUCGCUCAGUCCGAUUCCUCUUCUAGUAAUAAU
Messenger RNA from Paramacrobiotus metropolitanus, 2203 nucleotides. RefSeq lists its product as uncharacterized. The transcript has 6 exons. The record is from RefSeq and is a predicted model, not a curated record. Bases 61 to 2019 code for a protein of 652 amino acids. NCBI's taxonomy places the organism in Eukaryota, Metazoa, Tardigrada, Eutardigrada, Parachela, Macrobiotidae. Gene Ontology annotation, molecular function: protein binding.